AUGGAUGUUACACUUUCCCACGAAAAUGAGACGAUUCCCUCAAUGGUUCCUUUAGAUGAUAAAGAAUUCAUUGAGCCGAUCUUUUCUGAUGAAAGUACUCAAGUUGAUAUAGAUAACGAGUCACAGCAUUUAACAUCUAAUGAGCACAAUGUGAAUAAAAUUGAUAGAAAGUUCGUAGUUUAUAAUGAACCAUACCUGGGAGAUGUCAUAAGCUUUGUAUCUGAAGAUGCACAUGAUGAUUAUGAACUAUUUUUGUCCACCAAUACAUCUGACUCUUCAGAACAGCAAAGUAGUAGUAGUGAUACCCAAAGGUCAGGAAUUGCCUUGCCCUUACUUAGCACUCAGCAUCAUCUUUUAGCAUCAUUGAUAUCGCCUCGGUAUAUGUCCAUUUAUAGGUAUCAAAUUCCUCCUGAAAGUAGAGUAUUUGACAAGCUAGCCGAUAGAUACCUCUUUUGCGAAGUGAAAAGACGGAGACGCUUCAAGUACCAUGUCUAUGAGUUUAAAUUUACCCCUAAUCCACUAGAUGAUAAUGAAAAUUUCAAAAUUUUCAUGGUGCACCACAGAAGAUAUAAAUUUGCUGAUAUAUCUCUUUUUAAUGGCCACCGCUAUAGAUGGAUUGCAGAAGAUAUAUGGAGUCUUAGAUCUAACUGGAAUUAUCAAUUGCAUCAGCUAAAGGACGGACAAAGGUCGUUAUUUGACAAUUUCGACGAAGAAAAGGCCAGAAUAUCCAAAAAGAACGAGCUUGCUAGAUCCACGAAGAGGAAAACCAAGAAACGAAAAGCCGAACUUUCAGGUGAAGAAGUUGGAAUUGUUGUUAAUACACAAGCGAAUUACAAAAAGAGAAUGCCUGCAAACUUCUGUUUACAGGAACCUUCACCGGAGUUACUCCCUGAUAGGGCUAUAAAUCUCACUUCAGACUACUAUGCCAAGCACAGAGACUCUAUAAAUUCUGUAAGCACCGAAUCAUUGGUAUUUCUUUGCAUGGCGUCAAUAUUUAAGUGCAUUGAAGAUAAUAGGUAG
Molecule: messenger RNA, 1020 nt
Organism: Dujonia railenensis
Lineage: Eukaryota; Fungi; Ascomycota; Pichiomycetes; Serinales; Debaryomycetaceae
Source: the annotation of a GenBank genome assembly